AUGGCACCGGUUUUCUCCAGCAAGGCCCUCGUCGCCUUUCUCCUCCUCGGCAGCAGUACCUACGCUGCUCCCGUGAACCGCCGCCAGCUUCAUGGCGAGGGUGUGGCACUUGACGCGCUCCUCACUGAUACCGACAACGGUGUUGGAUACGGAAGCGAAAAUGCAGAGGACAAUCUCGCUUCUUUGAUCUCGUCCACCAAGCCUGCCACCAAGCGUCAACUCCAUGGCGAAGGAGUGGCAGCCGACGCCCUGCUUACCGAUACUGACAAUGGUGUUGGAUACGGAAGCGAAAAUGCAGAGGACAAUCUUGCAUCUUUGAUCACCUCCGUCAAGGGUGGCGCAAAGACCCGCCGUCAACUUGACAAGACCGCCAAUGGAUUAGGUGCAGUGCUGGACGCUGCCGGUGCUAACGAUGCGGCUGGCGUUGUUGUGCCACUACUCGACAACGUUGAUGGGCAGACCACCGACGAUGCCGCCAACAUCGGCACUCAGGUCGGUGGUGACGAAGAGACCAUCCUCGAGCAGGCUGGUUCUGACGUUCCAUCUCACACCCGCCGCCAACUCGACAAGACCGCCAACGGCGCAGGUGCAGUCCUCGAUGCCGCAGGCGCUAACGACGCUGCCGGUGUUGUUGUCCCACUGCUCGACAAUGUCGAUGGACAGUCCACAGAUGAUGCGGCCAAUGCUGGCACUCAGAUCGGUGGUGAUGAGGAGACUAUCCUCGAGCAAGCUGGCAGUGAUGUGCCAUCCCACACCAAGUAG
Molecule: messenger RNA, 762 nt
Organism: Cyphellophora attinorum
Lineage: Eukaryota; Fungi; Ascomycota; Eurotiomycetes; Chaetothyriales; Cyphellophoraceae
Exons: 3
Coding region: 1-762 (253 amino acids)
Source: RefSeq, a predicted model, not a curated record